Rotaria sp. Silwood2 is the source of this 663-nucleotide messenger RNA. Lineage: Eukaryota; Metazoa; Rotifera; Eurotatoria; Philodinida; Philodinidae. The record is from the annotation of a GenBank genome assembly.
AUGCUCCAUGAACUGCCUUAUGACCAUCCAGAUAUUGCUAUUUGCUAUUACGCACUCGGUUUGGUGGCAUCGGCUAAAGGAGACUUUGACUUGAGUCUUGAAUGGCAUUAUAAAUCAGCAGAGAUGAUAACGCAAGAGUUGGGACCAAAUAAUCCUAGCCUUGCUAAUAGCUACAAUAGCAUUGGCUUUGUUUAUAGGAAGAAAAUGAAUUACAAUGGGGCGCUUGAAUCCUAUAAUAAAGCAUUGACAAUUUAUCAACAAACAUAUGGCAAGGAUGAUCCACAUGUAGUGGAGGCACUCAGAUGUCAUCAAAUGGCAUUAAACAUAUUCAAGAAGCAUCGUCCUUCUGAUAAUCCCGAGCUAGGUAUAGCGCACAACAGUAUUGGAAGUGUAUAUGGUUCUCUCGGUGAGUAUGAUCUUGGCUUGAAACAUUUUCAUUUGUCAUUUAAAAUCUAUGAAAAAUCUCUUCCACCUGAGCAUUCCCAUAUUGCCAUGAUGUUGGAAAAUAUCGGUCUUGUUUAUGAAGACAAGCAUGAAUUAGAACAAGCAUUUGCAUUUUACACGAAAGCAGCAACGAUCUUUCACCAUUCCUUACCUCUUACACAUCCUCGUGUUGUCGAAAUCGAAAGAGACAUCCAACGUAUUUUAUCUGAUAUCAAUUAA